AUGCCUGCACAAGAACUGGCCCUCCCGGAGCCACCAGCGACGGAGUCUGAGGAUUCGGCUCCGUCCUCUCAACCCAUUGUUGGAAUUAUCUAUCCUCCUCCGGAGGUUAGAAAUAUUGUUGACAAGACUGCAAGUUUCGUGGCCAGAAAUGGACCAGAAUUUGAAUCAAGAAUCCGUCAAAAUGAGCUGGGGAAUCCAAAGUUCAAUUUCUUGAAUUUUGGGGAUCCUUACCAUGCAUACUAUCAGCAUAAGGUAAAGGAAUUUAAAGAGGGUAAAGGUCAGGAACCACUAGUCGCUCCUGGAGUAGGUAAAGCUGUGAAUCUCGCUGCUCAUCAAAAACAACAAGAAAUUCUUAAGCAAGUAGAACAGCCGUUUAUACCAAAGGAUCCACCUCCAGAGUUUGAAUUCAUAGCCGAUCCUCCAUCUAUAUCAGCCUUGGAUUUAGAUAUUGUUAAGUUGACCGCGCAAUUCGUGGCGCGUAACGGACGUCAAUUCCUGACAAAUUUAAUGAAUCGCGAACAAAGAAAUUUCCAGUUCGACUUUCUGCGACCCCAACAUUCGCUCUUUCAAUACUUUACUAAAUUACUUGAACAGUAUACCAAGGUACUCAUUCCACCAAAAGAUUUACUACCACGACUUAGAAAUGAAGCAUCAAAUAUGGAUAAGAUCCUCGAGCAAGUAAAGUAUCGCGCCGAAUGGUUAAAAUAUCAGGAAGCACAGAGACGUAAGGAAGAAGAAGAGCUAGAGCGUGAGAGAGUCGCUUAUGCUCAGAUUGAUUGGCACGACUUUGUUGUCGUCGAAACUGUGGAUUACCAGCAAUUCGAAGUUGGUAAUUUUCCUGCACCUACGACACCUGAUGAAGUUGGUGCACGCGUACUGAUGCAGGAGCGCAUAGAAGAAGGAGAGGAUGUAGAGAUGCAAAUCGAAAGUGAUGGAGACGACGAGAUGCAGAAUCGUACAGAAAGCGAAAAAGAUCGCGCUAAGGAUAAUAACCAAGUGCAAGACAUGGAAGAGGACUCGAGCGACGAAGACGACGUAUCUCCUCCAGGAGAUUCUCAGAAAUCUAAGGACUUGAAACCACGCGAUGCUAGUAUGCAACCACCGCCAUUACCACCUACUCCAGGAAAUGUAGUAGUAAAGAAAGGAUACGAUCCAAAACAACAUGCUAUUAAUAAAACGACUCGUCCAGUUGCUCAGGAUGAGUACUUGAUCUCGCCUAUCACGGGCGAACGUAUUCCUGCAAGUAAAGUACAGGAACACAUGCGUAUUGGUUUGCUGGAUCCGCGCUGGGUGGAACAACGCGACAAGCAUCUGGAUAAACUUGCCCAAGAAACAGUCUUCGCACCUGGUACUGCUAUCGAAGCCAGUCUUAAACAAUUGGCCGAGAGACGUACUGACAUCUUUGGUGUUGGCGACGAGGAAACUGCAAUCGGUAAAAAGAUCGGCGAGGAGGACAAGAAGAAGGAUGACAAAGUUACUUGGGACGGUCACACAUCCAGUGUGGAAGCUGCUACAAGAGCUGCUCGUGCCAAUAUCACUCUGGAGGAGCAGAUUCAUCAGAUUCACAAAGUCAAGGGACUUCUUCCCGAUGAAGAGAAGGAGAAGAUCGGUCCAAAACCAGCCAAUCGUGCGGCUGAAUUGUCUCAUAUGGCUGCUGCAGCGUCGAAGCCACAAGCCACCCUGAAGGCACCACCUAAGCCACCAGCUCCAAAACCUGUACCCGUUCCAGCACAACCACCACCACCUACGAUGAGUAUGCCUACCAUGGGAAUUCCACAGCAGAUGAUGCCACAACCGCCGAUGAUGAUGAUGGCUCCCAUGCCACCUAUUAGACCACUCAUGACACCCGCAAUGUCGCCAUUCAUGCCCACGCCGCCUCCUAUGCAACCUCCAAUGAAUCAAGCGAUGGGAAUGAAGCAUCCUGGAGAACCAAUGGAAGAAGAGCCCCAGACGAAAAAACUACGUACCGAAGAUUCUUUGAUACCUGAACAGCAGUUCCUGGCAAGAAAUAAGGGACCAGUACAACUGAGCGUAGCUGUACCCAUGAUGACGGAGAAGGCUGAAUGGAAACUGAAUGGACAGACAUUGAACAUCAUUCUGCAGCCAAACGAUACAGUUGCGACCAUGAAGGCGCGUAUUCACGAGCAAACAGGAAUGCCUCCAGGCAAGCAGAAGCUGCAAUACGAGGGUAUGUUCUUCAAGGAUAGUAAUACAUUGGCUUAUUACAACUUAUCAUCAGGUAACGCAAUAAAUCUUCUACCGAAGGAGAGAGGUGGCAGGAAAAAAUAAAUCUUUAAAUCAUUUAAUAAUUUACUGACUGUACACGUGCAUAAAAUGUAUAUUACUUUUAUUAUGUCCUCGAAUUAUAAUAUUUCGAAAGACCAUCGUCUAUGACCUUUCAUUAAUUGCUACUCAAGUGGAUGUCAAACGUUCCUUAAUAAACUGUACACCCCUCGGUAUAUUGUGAUUGGAUAA
Messenger RNA from Cephus cinctus (wheat stem sawfly), 2475 nucleotides. It is a transcript of the gene Sf3a1, whose product is annotated as splicing factor 3A subunit 1. The record is from RefSeq and is a predicted model, not a curated record. The coding region runs from base 1 to 2289 and encodes 762 amino acids. Gene Ontology annotation, biological process: regulation of alternative mRNA splicing, via spliceosome; mRNA cis splicing, via spliceosome. Gene Ontology annotation, molecular function: RNA binding; protein binding. Gene Ontology annotation, cellular component: U2-type prespliceosome; catalytic step 2 spliceosome; U2 snRNP. NCBI's taxonomy places the organism in Eukaryota, Metazoa, Arthropoda, Insecta, Hymenoptera, Cephidae. The transcript has 10 exons.